AUGCUGGUCGUCCUCUGGCUCAUGGGCGACCGAGGAGGCGCAGCGGUCUUCACAACGUUCUCGAGAAACGGCUGGCCGAGUGACUGGAGAGCCUGCAUGGUGAAUAUACUGGGUCCGGUCAUCACCAUCAUCGGGGCGGACGCACAGGUUCACAUGGCUGAGGAUACGCGAGGCGCCGCACGUGUGGUACCGAGGGCGAUGAUCGCAUCGGCGGUGGUCAACUACAGCUUUGCCUUGGCUUCGAUUGUGACGGCGAUGUAUAUGUUAGGCCCUGACAUCGACGCGAUCACCAAUACACCUACCGGCGUGCCCAUUGCGGAGCUGCUGCUGCGCACGACGGGAAGCGUGAGGGCCACGGCCGUUUUGACGUGUCUGCUCGGCCUUUUGUCCUUCGCCCGUGACAAGGGCAUUCCCUUCCACGCCUACUUCGCCCAGGUCUCUCCGACAAAGAAUACGCCGGUGCGAUCGACCGUCUUCACACUGUCCUUCACUUGCCUCAUGUCGCUCUUCAACAUAGGUUCUGCCGUCGCCCUGGCCACGUUGACUUCGUUGAGCCUGACGGGCCUGAUCUCUUCCUAUCAAAUAGCUAUCGUAUCCAGGCUGUCCGCCAGGAUCCGAAACGCGAAACUGCCUCCGUCGCGCUUCGAUCUGGGGCCAAUAUUCGGAUUUUUUUGCAACGCGAUCGCCUUCAUCUUCCUAUGCGUGGUACUGGUGAUGAUGUUCUUCCCCACCACUCCAAAUCCCCGACCGGCGGACAUGAAUUGGUCGGUGGUGAUGUACGGUUUCGUCACGGUCGUCAUGCUGGUCUUCUACUUCAGGCGCGCCAAGUACAUUUUCGAUGGUCCUGUGACGACGGUUUCGUCGCAGUGGGACACAGCCACGGUGAACGACCGGACCGUCUCAGCACCCGCUUGGGUGGCGGUACUGAAAGCGAAGUUUCCCAAGCUGGCAAAGAUUCUUUGA
Metarhizium album ARSEF 1941 is the source of this 963-nucleotide messenger RNA. RefSeq names its product Amino acid/polyamine transporter I. Gene Ontology annotation, cellular component: membrane. The transcript is spliced from 7 exons. NCBI's taxonomy places the organism in Eukaryota, Fungi, Ascomycota, Sordariomycetes, Hypocreales, Clavicipitaceae. Gene Ontology annotation, biological process: transmembrane transport. Bases 1 to 963 code for a protein of 320 amino acids. The record is from RefSeq and is a predicted model, not a curated record. Gene Ontology annotation, molecular function: transmembrane transporter activity.